AUGAUAGACCCCGAUAAAUUCAUUGGUACGGAAGCACAUAAUUUAUACAAUGUUAUAGAAAUUUUUGAAAAAAAAAUAAAAAAUUUAUCUCUUAUAAAUGAAGAGGUUUUAGAAAAAAUAAACGAAGUUGAUUUGGAUAUAACUUCUGAAGAAUUUUUACGAUAUUUUAAGAAUAUCAUACAAUUAAAUAAAUUAUAUGAACACACUGAUUUAUCAAAAAUUGAUGAGACUCUUAAAAAUGAAAAUGAAAAAACGAAUGAUACUGACAGUAGUGAGUGUGAACAGAUUUCCAAUUAUAAAGAAAAUAGAGAGUUGAUUGAAAAAAUAAAAAAAUAUUCAUCUACUUUGUGCAAAAUAUUCAAAGAAAAUAAUAAUUUGGUAAGGGCUUUGAAGCCAUUGAAUGAUAAAGAAAAUCAUGACUUUUUCAAGUUUCUUCAUAUUAUCAAAGAUUUAAAGGGAACAUUUUUAUUAAAAUUUCAAACAACUGCUAAAGAGAAAUAUGAUAGAUUAAAAGUUUUGGAGGAAUUAAAAAAAGAAGAAGAUAAUAUGCGAAAUGAAGAAAAACGAUUAAAUCAUGAAUUAGAAACAAUUCGAAACAAAAGUUAUAAUGAUGUAAAAAACUUAGAAUCUAUUUUAAUAAAUAAAGAGGAUGAAAUAAAAAAAUUUAAAAAAAUUUCUGAAGAAAAAAUAAAAGAACUAUUAAAUACUUUACCUGUAAAUAAUAUACCAGAAGAAUUAGAAACAAUUAAUACUAUAUAUGAAAAAACAAAAAAUUUAUAUGAAAAUCAAAUUAAAACAUAUCAAGAUUUAGAAGUUAGUUUAGUAAAAAAAAAUAAUUUAUUAGAAUUGGAUAUACAAAAUUACAUAGAUUCAUUAGAUUCUGAAAUUAGGAAAAUAGAUACGGAAAUUGCAUACUAUCAUACUGAGCUUCAAAAAAGCAAGAUUCAAGAAAAUGAUUUAGAUAGUAUUAUAAAAAGAAAAGAGCUAGAACAAGAUGAAAAUAAUUAUUUAAAAGAUCUAGCAGAAAAAAGAAAUAAAAUAAUUAAAAAAAAAGAAGAUACACAUAAUUAUGCAGCAAUUGUUAUUCAAUCUUACAUCAGAGCUGUAAAGGAAAGAAAUUUAUUUGGGAAACAUGAAAAAAAAAAAAAAAAUAAAAAAAAUAAAAAAUGA
Molecule: messenger RNA, 1170 nt
Organism: Plasmodium berghei ANKA
Lineage: Eukaryota; Apicomplexa; Aconoidasida; Haemosporida; Plasmodiidae
Product: conserved Plasmodium protein, unknown function
Exons: 4
Coding region: 1-1170 (389 amino acids)
Molecular function (GO): protein binding
Source: RefSeq, a predicted model, not a curated record